Chilo suppressalis (striped riceborer) is the source of this 6043-nucleotide messenger RNA. NCBI's taxonomy places the organism in Eukaryota, Metazoa, Arthropoda, Insecta, Lepidoptera, Crambidae. The record is from the annotation of a GenBank genome assembly.
AGUAAAUGUCAGCGAAUGGGAUGUUAUUGUAAUAUACAUUUUAAGUUCAAAAUUACACUGUGAAACACGCAAGCAAUGGGAAAUAAAAAUUAGUGAGUCUGUAGAGCAAUUACCAACAUGGAGUAUAUUUAAAGAAUUUUUGGAACAGCGCUUUAGGGCACUGGAGUUUUUAGAUACUAAGAGUUUAAAAAAUAAUAGUAAUCGUAAUGUACCACAUAAAGUUAAAGUAUUUCACGUCACUUCCAAUGUGUGUCCAUAUUGCAAUGAUAAUCACAAACUUGAUUCUUGUAAAAAGUUUGCAAAUGAUGACGUCAUUUCACGUCGUGACUUAGUCCAAAAGCAGAACUUGUGCUUCAACUGCUUAGGUUCUCGUCAUUCAGUAAUCGCAUGCCGUCAACCAACUAGAUGCCGCAUUUGUAGAAGGAAGCAUCAUUCCUUAUUGCACAAUCCCAAUAUAGGUCAAAAUGUAAAGGAAAACGUAGAUGAACCACCUGCCGGUGCAGGAACUGUGUCCACAGUAACCAUACCUCAGGGCGAUACCGCUCAAGCUCUUACAAGUUGUUUCUCCAACAUACACUCGCAAGUUUUAUUAGCAACUGCCUUGGUAUAUAACGAGUCCCGAACAGGCGCAAACAUAACUUUUAGGUCAAUGUUAGAUCAGGGUUCUCAAGCUUCGUUUAUAACGGAGUCUGCAGUCCAAUUGCUAGGACUGCAAAAAAUAGCAAGCAAAAGUUAUGUUUCAGUGUGGGGAAGUGAUACGAGUCCAUCGGUGGUCUCUAAGAAUGUUGUUUACAUUAAAAUGCAAUCACUUCUCAACCCUAGUUUUGUUAUUCGGGUGAAAGCUCAUGUUUUAAGCAAACUGACGAAUCUUCUUCCAAGCAAGAAGGUUGCAGUUCAAUUGUGGUCACAAUUUGCACAAUUGUCGUUAGCCGAUCCAACCUUCGAUACACCGCACAAGAUAGAUAUGAUACUCGGUGCUAAGGUUUACGGUCAAGUUUUACGUGAAGGUUUAGUAAAGCAUCCCUCAAGUUACUUAAUAGCUCAAAACACUUAUCUUGGGUGGAUAAUAUCUGGAGAAACAAAAGAAGCUGCUGGAGAGCCGAUUCAAUGCAACAAUCUUAUAGUGAAUAUGCAUCUUCAAUUGAAUGAAAAUGAUUUACUGCGAAAGUUUUGGGAGAUAGAAUCGGAUCCAGUAUCUGUAACAACAAGAAAAAUGUUAACGGAAGAGGAACAGAUGUGCGAAGAUAUUUAUGCAAGCACGACCAAAAGAGAUGCUUCUGGUCGUUAUAUUGUGAAACUUCCUUUUAAGGACAAUAAUUUUCAAUGUACUAAAGGCAAUUCUAAACAGAUUGCACUUAAAAGGUUGAACAAUUUGGAAAAAAAGUUAUCGAAAAAUCCAGUUCUCAAAAGCAGAUACUCAGACGUAUUUAAAGAAUAUUUAUCUUUAGGUCACAUGGAAGAGGUACCAGCAACGGAAAUAGAAAAAGUCGACGUAUGUUGUCUACCUCACUUAAGUGUUGUACGAGAAGACAAAAGUACGACACAAGUUCGUAUUGUGUUCGAUGCUUCUUGUCCUGGCACCAAUGGAGUGUCUUUAAAUAAUGACUUGUUGGUCGGACCUACCUUACAGGCGGACUUAAGACAUAUUCUUAUCAGAUGGCGAACUUAUCCAAUAUGUCUUACGUCAGAUAUCGUUAAAAUGUAUCGCCAGGUACUGAUUCGUCGCGAGGAUAUCGACUUUCAACGUGUCUUGUGGCGAGAAGAUCCUAAUUCGGAGCUGCAGCACUACCGCCUCUUGACCGUGACCUUUGGGACUGCCUCAGCCCCUUACUUGGCCGUUCGUACGUUGCAGCAGCUCGUUUACGAUGAAGGCACUCAAUUUCCAUUGGCUGCUGAAGCUGUGCUGCAACAUAGUUAUAUAGAUGAUAUUAUGUGUGGCUGUCAGAAUGUUCAAGAAGGUCAACUAUUAUAUCAAGAAUUGAAUGAAUUACUUACCAAAGGAGGGUUCGAACUGCAGAAAUGGGCCAGCAAUAGUGAAGAAAUGAUGGAAUGGAUGAAAAGUGAAGUACAGGCUGGUAAAGUGGGUGAAGCUAUUGCAAAUACUGGGCAGGAAGCUGGAAAAACAAACAAAAAAAUCGUAAUAAAAGCAGAUAUAAUAACAAAAAUUUUGGGUCUUACCUGGGAUAGGCAUAGUGAUACCUUUACGUACGCAGUGCAGUUGGCUCCACUCGAUGAACCUGUAACAAAAAGAAAAGUUAUAUCAGACAUUUCGCGACUCUAUGAUCCUUUAGGCUGGCUCGCCCCCGUCAUUAUAAAAGCAAAAAUAUUCAUUCAAAAGCUAUGGAUGUCAGGACUACAGUGGGAUGAUGAACUUACCCCUCAAUUGUUGUCAGAAUGGAUCACGUAUAGAAGUGAAUUGGGUCUACUCUCAAAUUUUGGGGUACCACGAUGGAUAAGAACAUGCAGUGAUGAUACAAGCGUACAGCUUCACGGAUUCUGUGAUGCUUCUAAUGCAGCCUUUGCAGCAGUAGUUUACCUGCAUGUCCUUGAUAAAAACGGAGAAGUUCACGUCCAUCUUAUAGCAUCCAAAACAAAAGUGGCACCGAUCAAGCAGAUAUCGAUACCCCGCCUGGAACUGUGCGGUGCAGUUCUCCUCACAAAAUUAAUAGUGGAAGUCUGUGAUGUUUUAAAAAUCCCCAAGCAACAAGCACAUGCAUGGACCGACUCAUCGGUAGUUCUUGCUUGGUUAAGCAUCCAAGCAGGUGGAAAGUAUUCGUGGCCAAUAGGGUAUCGGAAAUAUUAAGCAGCUUAGACAGAUCACAAUGGUCACAUGUGCAAUCUAAGGAGAACCCUGCUGAUUGCGCUUCACGUGGAGUUAUGCCAUCCGAUUUAUGUAAAAUUGAAAUGUGGAAGACUGGACCUGAGUGGCUUAAAGAUAAAACAAUAGAUUAUGGCAUUGAUACAAAGUGUGAGAGAGAAUACAGAAGAAAAAUCGGUAAAGGUUUGUCAAACACUAGCUAGCAUGGAGGAUAAUUCUAUUUGGGUAAGAUUCUCAACAUUGAAUAGACUCGUCAGAGUCAUGUCAUGGUGUAGAAGAUUUAUAUUACGAAGUACAAAACGCAACUCUGACAGUCUUCCUCAAUGGCUAACAGGGAAAGAGUUAAAUGAAACUUUAUAUAUAUGUAUCAAACAAUAUCAAUACCAGAGUUUUAACGAGGAAUUAGAAAGUUUAAGAAAGUAUGGUAUGGUUAAGAAAAAACACAAACUUACCUCUUUAAAUCCAUUUAUCGAUGCAGCAGGCAUAAUGCGAGUAGGUGGACGUUUGAGUAGAGCGAUGGUAAGUCACGAUAGUAAGCAUCCAAUUAUUCUUCCAUCAAAGUCACAUAUGACAAGUUUAAUAAUUUCUGAAGCACACUUAAGAACUAUGCAUGGGGGUCCUCAAAUAAUGAUAAACUACUUAAGAUCGAAAUAUUGGAUAAUUGAUGCUAAAAGUCAAGUGAAACGGUUUGUACGUAGUUGCGUAGUAUGUGUUCGUCAUGCAGCCCGUACUCGAGAACAAUUGAUGGGACAGUUACCAGCUGCCAGAAUAACUUCUAAUAAGCCUUUCAAGCAGAGCGGCAUAGAUUAUGCUGGUCCCAUCAACAUCCGAGCAUCAAAAGGCCGUGGUCAUCAUGCAUACAAAGGGUAUAUAUGUUUGUUUGUAUGCAUGACGACCAGGGCCAUACAUCUUGAAGUGGUUAGUGAUCUCACAGCCAAAGGAUUCAUCGCCGCGUUUAAAAGAUUUGUAGCAAGACGAGGUCACUGUUCUGAGCUCUUUAGUGAUAAUGAAACUAACUUUGUAGGAGCAGCUCGCGAACUGAAAUCUCUUCUCGCUGAAGAACGAUCUGCUUUGGUACCAGAAAUAGCACAAUGGUUGGCCUCCAACGGCACCGAAUGGCAUUUUAUACCACCCCACUCUCCUAACUUCGGAGGGUUAUGGGAAGCUGGUGUAAAGUCCACCAAGCACCACCUACGGAGAGUAAUAGGAACGUCGACACUCACAUUCGAGGAGAUGAGUACAGUGCUGGCUCAAAUUGAAGCAUGCCUCAAUUCGAGACCCAUGUCAUGUGUGAACGAAAUAAAUGAAGACGCAAUCGAUUUGGAUGAUUUACUGCCAAAAAUUGGUGAAUUUGGACUAUAUCAGAAGUUGUUAUUAUGGCUAGUGUGUCUGCCCGCAUGCUUGCCUUGCGGUUUUUGUGCCUUCAACCAGCUGUUUAUGGCAGACGUUCCAGACCAUUGGUGUAAAGUUCCUGAGCUUUUGAAACUAAAUCUUACACAAGAGGAUCGCAAAUCUUUAUCUAUUCCGCAUCAGAUAGCUGACGACUUUAUAUUUGAGAAAUGUGUUCGGUAUGCAGUGAACUGGACUGAAAUUAUGGAAACUGGUUAUCCAUUAAUUGUAAACGAAAGUUGGCCUCGAGAAUCAUGCAUACAGGGGUAUGAAUACGAUCUAUCAGAAAUUGUAUCAUCAAUUGUAAUCGACUUUGAUUUGGUUUGUGAGUACGAUGUGUACCCCACUCUUGGUCUAGUAGCAUUGAAUGUGGGAGGACCUAUAGGAGUCUACACGUUUGGGAUACUAAACGAUCGAAUAGGCCGAAAGAAAUCAUUCUUUACUUGCUUAACAACGCUUCUAGUGGGCAGCAUAAUGACGGCAUUUGCCCAAACGUACUGGAUAUGGGUUCUAGCAAGGACAAUAGUAGGUUUGACUAUUCCAGCGGUGUAUCAAAUACCAUUCAUUAUUUCUUUAGAACUCGCAGGUCCUAAUUACAGAUCAUUUGUAACAGUCAUGACGUGCAUAUUUUAUACUCUCGGCUUGAUUUUACUAUCGGGAAUCACAUAUCUACUACGCGACUGGAGAUCUUUAGCCCUUGUGACAUCAGCACCCUUUCUAUUGUACUACUUAUAUUGGUUUGUACUACCCGAAUCUCCGAGGUGGUUGCUGAUGAGAGACAGACUCGAGGAAGCGAAUACCAUCUUGAAAAAUAUAGCGAAAGUGAACAAUAAGGAAUUGCCAGAAGAAUUUACAAUGAAACUUCAAAAGUUAGUUUUAAAACAAAAAGAGAAAGGUUGCAAAAAUACUAAAAAUGUCAGUGUAUUUGCCCUAUUCAAGACACCUAAUAUGAGACUAAAAACAUGUCUAAUCACUUUAAACUGGUGUGCCUCAGAAAUGGUCUAUGUUGGGCUCAGUUACUACGGACCUGCUAUUGGAAGUAAUCAGUACAUAAGUUUUUUCCUCUCAUCAGCUGUAGAAAUACCAAGCUAUCUCGUGUGCUGGGUUUUAAUGGAUAGAGUCGGUAGAAGGUGGCCACUGUGCCUCUCAAUGGUUAUAAGUGGGAUAUUCUGCAUCACUACAGUAUUGCUUCCUACUGAUGCUUUAACGGAAACCCUUAUUCUCUACUUGAUAUCCAAAUGUUUUAUAUCUGCAUCUUUUUUGAUAAUAUAUCCUUAUGCUGGAGAACUAUACCCAACAGAGUUACGCGGAAUUGGAAUUGGUACCUCAGCAUAUAUAGGUGGCCUGGGUCUAAUCAUUAUACCGUUUGUAAAUUAUUUGGGCUCCAGCAACUUAGUUUUGCCCCUGGUGGUGAUGGGAGUACUAUCAGUUAUCGGUGGAUUAUCGUGUCUGCGCCUGCCUGAAACUCUGCACACAUCUUUGCCACAAACAGCAGAAGAAGGAGAAGAGUUUGGCAAAGAUUGGACUUUUAAAGAUUGCUUCGUGUGCGGCGUUCAAAGGGAAACCCCCGUUUCAGAAUCAUAUGAAAACUUGGAUCAUUUGGAAUUAACACAGGCGCCACUGGUGCGAGAAGAUGAGGUACCGGAAUUACCCUCAUUAAGACGGAGUUCGAUGCGUAAAUUGGUUCGCCAGUCGAGCACUUUAGAAACACAGAGGGAUAUAGAUGGAAGUUUAAAGAUGACUUAUUGGUUUUAACAUUAAAUAUUUGUUUUUAAUCACAAAAUGGUUAAAUGUCAUACACACGACUUUAAUGUCUCGAUUAGUUUAUCAGUCUAA